Poeciliopsis prolifica (blackstripe livebearer) is the source of this 11691-nucleotide messenger RNA. Its product is annotated as laminin subunit alpha-3-like. NCBI's taxonomy places the organism in Eukaryota, Metazoa, Chordata, Actinopteri, Cyprinodontiformes, Poeciliidae. Gene Ontology annotation, molecular function: signaling receptor binding. The transcript has 77 exons. Gene Ontology annotation, biological process: cell adhesion; regulation of cell migration; regulation of embryonic development. The coding region runs from base 434 to 10669 and encodes 3411 amino acids. The record is from RefSeq and is a predicted model, not a curated record.
CAUAAGAAAACAGAAACACGUGUCUCUGGUGAGGGAGUGAAGGCAGUGCUAAUUGUGCUGACAGACUUUUGGCCCCAGCUCGCUCACGGCGCACUGAGGAGUUCAGCUCGUCCAGCCUGACACCUGAGAGCUCUGCCGCAGCGACACGCUUCACUUUAUUUCGGAACAAGGAGGACUCGCCUCGUUUCUUUUCGCGGAUAUGCGCCGGAAAAGAGGGCACACCUCCAGGAGCGGGACAUAAACGUCAGCCAUUGUCAGCGUCUAAAAUUAGCGAAGGCGCAGAUCCACUUAAAUAUCUCCUCGAGGAAAAAAAAAAAAAAAAAAAAAAAGAAAGAAAAAGAAAAAAAAGGAAUACAUUUCAUGGACAGCUCCAGAUGACGAGAGCUCCUCCACUCAGGCGGAGGGUCGGGUUCAGCAUCUACAAGGAUCUCUGAUGGAGAACACUCCGCGGCGGAGGAGAGGAGCUCAUCUCCGGGCCGUGCUGCUCUUGAUCUUUUGGACGACACUUCUCAGGGACGCGGACGGCCAGGGAACUUUUAGUGACUUGACGGGGUUCAGUUUGAAUCCGCCGUACUUCAACCUCGCAGAGGGCUCCAGAAUAUCUGCCACUGCAACCUGCGGCCAGGAUGAAGCUGGCGCGCCGAGAGUUGAUUUGUACUGUAAGCUUGUCGGAGGACCAACUCUGGGUCUCCCUACUCAAAAUAUACAGGGUCAGUUUUGUGACUACUGCAACUCUUUGGAUCCAAACAAAGCCCACCCGGUGACCAAUGCAAUUGAUGGGACAGAGCGGUGGUGGCAGAGCCCGCCUCUCUCCAGGGGAAUAGUCUACAAUGAAGUAAAUGUUACCCUGGACCUUGGGCAGCUCUUCCAUGUGGCAUACGUCCUAAUCAAGUUUGCUAAUUCACCUCGUCCUGACCUGUGGGUGCUGGAGCGCUCUGUGGACAAUGGGAGAAAAUUCACCCCUUGGCAGUACUUUGCUCAUUCAAAACGGGAGUGUAUUGAAAAAUUUGGAAAACAACCCAAUGGUCGUAUUUUUAAUGAUGAUGACCAGAUCUGCACCACAGAGUAUUCACGAAUCAUACCUUUGGAGAAUGGAGAGAUUGUGGUUUCUCUGAUAAAUGGCCGUCCGGGUUCCAAAAACUUCACAUACUCACCAGUGCUCCGUGACUUCACGAAGGCCACAAACAUUCGCUUGCGCUUUCUUCGCACCAGCACUCUCCUAGGGCACCUGAUCUCCAAAGCCCAGAGAGACCCCACCGUCACACGCAGGUAUUUUUAUAGUAUUAAAGACAUCAGCAUCGGUGGUCGCUGUGUUUGCCAUGGCCAUGCCCAGGUCUGUGGUGUUGGUCGGAAUCUGGACAACCCAACCAGACUCCAGUGCGAGUGCCUACACAACACCUGCGGCGAGACAUGUGACCGCUGCUGCCCAGGCUUUAACCAGAAGCCGUGGCGGGCUGCAACUGUUGACAGCCCCAACGAUUGUCAGCCCUGCCAGUGCUUCACCCAUGCCUCCGACUGUUAUUACGACCCAGAGGUUGAAAAGAGGAGAGCAAGUUUGGACACCUUCGGCAGGUACAAUGGAGGAGGAGUGUGCAUUGGCUGCCAGCACAACACUGCAGGAAUAAACUGUGAGAGAUGCAUGGAAGGUUUCUACAGACCUUCCGGAGUGCGUCCUGAAUCUCCAACUGGAUGCAUACCUUGUAGCUGUGAUGAAAGGACUACAGCCGGAUGUGAGAUGGGGUCCGGGAGGUGUAUCUGCAAGCCACAGUUUGCAGGAGAAAGCUGCGAUCGCUGCGCUGAUGGACAUUAUCGCUACCCUGAGUGCAUUCCUUACUCUGCAUACCUGACGACCACCAAGUCGCCUGCAGGCCCUAUAGUGGGACCCACUGCCUGCCCCCCAGGCUAUUUCAACUCUCCUAGAUGUCAACCAUGCAUUUGUGACUACAGAGGCACAGUGUAUUCCAUAUGUGAUGUUUAUGGGCGCUGCCUCUGCCGUUGGGGCAUCGAGGGGGAGCGAUGCGACCGUUGUGAACCUGGAUACUACUCCUUCCCAAGCUGUCAGGCAUGUCGUUGUGGAGGAGCUGGCGUUGCUGAAAGCAUGUGCGGUCCGAAUGGUCAGUGUAACUGCCUCCCUAACUAUCAAGGGCGUGAGUGUGACCAGUGUGCACCAGGUUUCUAUGGAUAUCCAGACUGUGCUGCCUGUCGGUGUUCGUCGGAGGGUUCAUAUGGAACUGGAUGCAACCCAUUAUCAGGCGAAUGCCUCUGUUUGCCAGGUGUGGUGGGCCAGCAGUGUGACCGCUGUGCAUCUGGACUCAGGUUUCCCCAGUGCUCGGACUCCAUCAGUGUUUGUAACCCAGACGGAUCCGAAGUUCCCAAUCCUCUAACGGGCAUCUGCCGCUGCCGAGCCAAUGUAGAAGGAACACUGUGUGACAGGUGUAAACCUCUCUACUGGAACCUAGCUGCAGAAAACCCUCGUGGAUGUACAGAAUGUCAGUGUGAUCUGAAAGGGACACUGAGCGGUGUUGGAGAAUGUGAGCAGAGAGAGGGACAGUGUCACUGUAAGCCAAAUGUCUGCAGCCAUGCAUGUGACUCUUGCAAAGAUGGAUACUUUCUGCUGCAAAAAAAGAACUACUUUGGCUGUCAAGCUUGCCAGUGUGAUUUAGGAGGUGCUGUUGGCAUGACAUGUGAUCAGACCUCUGGACAGUGUCAGUGUCGGGAGAAUGUAACUGGCCGUACGUGUGCAGAGCCUUUCCCUGGUUACUUUUUCCCAUCUCUGCACCAGUUGAAGUUUGAGGUGGAGGACGGCACGACACCAAAUUCUCGACCAGUCCGCUUUGGUUUUAACCCCCAAGAAUUCCCAGAGUUCAGCUGGAGAGGUUAUGCUGUAAUGUCACCUGCACAGAGUGAAGCCAGGGUAGCAGUGCAUGUUGAUCCGAAAGAGGGGCGGCAGAAUUUUUUCCAUGUGGUUCUGCGGUUUAUUAACCCCAACAGCGUCAGUGUGACUGGUAGCAUCAAGGCUACAAAUAGCAGAGGCACUGCAGGGGAAGUUCAGAGUAAGGAAGUGAUAUUUCCUCCGAGUUCAUCCCCGUCCUUUGUCACCGUCCCAGGAGAGGGCUUCACUGAACCUUAUGCAUUAAAUCCUGGGAAAUGGAUCAUUCAUAUAAGGGCUGAGACAGUUCUUCUGGAUUAUUUAGUGCUGCUGCCUCGAGAUUACUACGAAGCUUCUCUGCUGAAAGAAGAAGUCACUCAGCCCUGCACAUACUUACACACUGCAAGCAAGGAUGAAAACUGUCUGCUGUACAAGCACAUCACCAUGGACGGCUUCAGCUCUGUGCUCGCCACACAGGGCAGGCUGUCCACCCGGAGUGGGCGGAGGAAGAGGAGACAGACGCGUGUGCGGCGUCCCACUCCAGAUCACCCAGACAUGGCAGCUCUCAACGGGAGACAGUCUCGUUUGGAGCUCAGUCUUCGUGUGCCUCACUCAGGCCUGUAUACUCUCAUUCUGGAGUAUGCCAGUGAGAUGGACACUGUCCAGAAUGUCAACAUUCUCAUCAGUGGACAACCAGAGAUGCAGAUCAUGGCCAGAGCCAAUAUUUAUAGUUGUGUUUUCAGCACUUUGUGCCGGAGUGUCGCAGUAGAGAGCAGAAAUCAAGUGGCCAUGCUGCAGCUGUCUCACAGGACAGAGAUUCUUCUACAAACUUCUACAACAUCAUUCCUUCUGUAUAAAAUCUAUGCAGUGCCAGCAGACAAGUUCUCUCUGGAGUAUGUGGAGCCUAAAGUGCUGUGUGUCUCCACUCAUGGUCGCUUCACUCAGGACAGUCGACAUUGUGUUCAACGGGGGUUUGACAAGCCGUCCUCAUCCUGGGUUCUGUAUGCCACCCGUGAUGGACAGCUGUCAUCCACACUUGCAGCGGCUCUCCAACGGGGCAAGAGUGAAGACUGGAGGCGGAGAAGACACUCCAGCUUGCUCUCUGUCCAUGAUCCUCAGAGUGACGGGACAGUACUUAAAUUCCCUCAGACUGAGAUCAGUUUUACUCCAGUGGUGCCUCUCCCGGGUCGGUAUGUUGUUGUGGUGCAUUACCAUCAGCCUGAACACGUCUCCUUCCCAGUGGAAGUGCGAGUAAAUGCAGGUCAUAUGUGGAAAGGUGAGAUGAAUGCCACAUUCUGCCCAGCAGUUUCAGGCUGCAGGGAGGUUGUUGUUGCCGAAGGCCGCAUUGCUCUCGACUUUAACGGGAAUUCUGCGCAGCGGCCCAGCAUCUCUGUCGUCGUGCCACAUGGGAAGACCCUUCUUUUGGAUUAUAUUGUGCUGGUUCCUGAUAGCAGUUACUCUCCGGAGCACCUGCGAGAGAAGAAACUUGACAAGUCUGCAGACUUCACAAAACAAUGCACAAAUGAAGGCUUCCAUAUUGAACCAAGGACCUCAACCCAGUUUUGCAGAGAUUCGGCCCGCGCUCUUGUUGCAGCUUACAACGGCGGAGCCCUUCCCUGCGACUGCGAUAAGUCCGGCUCAACGGGGGCCGUGUGCGAUCCUGUUGGAGGACAGUGUCCCUGCAGGCAGCACGUUAUCGGGAGGCAGUGCAACAAAUGUGCCACUGGAUACUAUGGAUUUCCCUACUGCAAACGAUGUGAAUGUGGGCGGCGACUGUGCGAUGAAGUGACUGGACGCUGCAUCUGUCCUCCUCAGACGGUGAAACCAUCCUGUGAUGCGUGCCAGCAUCAGACGUUUAGCUAUCACCCCUUACUGGGCUGCGAGAACUGUGGCUGCUCUCCAACCGGCGUGAAUGUAAAUGCAGGGCUUCAGUGUGACACUGUUACUGGACAGUGCAGUUGCAAACCUCGUAUCGGAGGCCGGCAGUGUGAUCGCUGCGCUCGGGGCUAUUAUCGCUUUCCCGACUGUCUGCCCUGUGAGUGCAACCAGGGAGGAGUCACAGCCGAUGUGUGCCACCCAGACACAGGCAGGUGUCUCUGUAAGCAAAACGUUGAAGGUGUCAGAUGUGAUGCGUGCCGGGAAGGCUCCUUCUACUUUGAUCCAUCGAACCUCCUUGGCUGCUCCAGCUGCUUCUGCUUUGAAGCGACCAAUCAGUGUCAGAGCUCCAACAAACGGCGAGGAAAGUUUGUUGAGAUGCGUGGCUGGCGUUUGGAAAGCCCAGACGGGGAGGAGGUUCCUUCAGUGCUGAACGCUAUCAGUAACACAGCAGUGGCUGAUAUUCAGGAGCUUCCUGCUGCAGUUCAAGCCCUACACUGGGUGGCGCCACAGUCCUACUUGGGAGAUAGGGUUUCAUCUUAUGGUGGCUUCCUCACCUACCAGUCCAAAUCAUUUGGGAUUCCAAGUGAGGGCAUGACUCUUAUUGACAGACAACCAGACGUUCUGCUGACUGGUCGGGCUAUGAGCUUGAUCCAUGUGGCUUCACAGGCUCCCCUUCCAGACAGGUUGCACCAAGACAGAGUCCAACUCUUGGAGGGAAACUGGCGUCAUGCAGGCACCAACAGGCCUGUCUCCAGACAGGAGCUCAUGAUGGUCUUAGCAGGUCUGGUGGGCUUGAGAAUCAGAGCCCUGUAUUUUACUCAGACCCAGCGACUCAGUUUGGGGGAGGUGGGCCUGGAGGAGGCAACGGAGUCAGGAACUGGAGGUCCAGCAAACACUGUGGAAGUGUGCUCUUGUCCCACUGAGUACACCGGAGACUCCUGUGAGAAAUGUGCUCCUGGAUUCUACAGAAAGACCAGCUGGCUGAGUUUUGGCCGUUGUCUGCCCUGUGAGUGCAACGGUUUGGCUGACGAGUGUGAAGAUGAAACAGGGAGGUGUCUGAGCUGCAAGGACAACACUGGUGGGGACCGAUGUGAGCGCUGCAAGGAUGGUUAUUUUGGCAGCGCAGCACUGAGGACAUGCAAACUGUGUCCAUGCCCAUUUAGUGUACCCUCAAACAGUUUUGCAGUAAGUUGCGGAGAUGUGUUGGGAGACAUCCAGUGUUCUUGCAAACCGGGCUACACUGGAGUCAGGUGUGAGAGUUGUGCUCCUGGUUAUUAUGGUGACCCGCUGAUACCAGGAGGAAAUUGCCAGCCAUGUACUUGCAACGGAAAUGGAAACAACUGUGAUCGUAGGACUGGAGUCUGCAAGAACUCCCUGGAGCCAGGAGACACAAACACAGAUGAACACUGUCAAGAAUGUGAUAAUUGUGCUCAGACGUUACUAAAUGACUUGGAAAAACUCGACCUUGAGCUGGCAAGGAUGAAGGCUCAACUAGAUAAUGCUUCCGUCAGUGGCGCCUUAAAGGAAAGGCUGGACAAGCUUGAAAAGGCUGUGUCUGAUACUAAGAUCCUGGUCAACAAAUUCAGCACUGUCAUUAACAUUCAAAAGUCCAAAGUGGACCAGCUUGAGGAAGACGCUGACAGCCUUGCAGAUGACAUUAAAUCCAUGAAAGACAAGGUUGAUAAAAGUGCUGGAGACGCUGACAAAGCCGUGGCCAAUGCUGACAAAACCCACAAAAGGGCAAAAGACCUCGAAGACGAGAUCCAAAAAAUGCUUGCGAAAAUUAAAGACUUACUCUUUCAGCUGAAGAAUGAGGGUCGAGGUGAUUCGUUGCCUGCUGAUAGUUUGACUAAAAUGCUGGAGAAGGCUCAGUCCAUGGUGACAGAGAUGGAGAACAGAAACUUCACCGCUCAGAAGACAGCUGCUGAGAAAGAGAGAGCUGAGGCCAUUAAAUUGCUUGACUACAUCAAGAAUAAUUUUAGUAAGCAGAGUGACCAGAAUGAGGCUGCAGCAGAGAAGAUCCACAGCAACCUGAAGGAUUACAAUGCCAAGUUGAAGGACUUAGAGAAAGCUUUGGAAGAAGCAAGAAACCUGGUGAAAAAAGCCAAUACCCAAAAUGGUCUGAAUGCCCAGACACUGAAAAACCUGGAGAAACGUGUUGAUGACUUAAAAAACGAGCGUGAAACUGUUAAGAAACAGAUAGUUGUGGCUGAGGAAGAACUGAAGAAGACAGAGGAUUUGGUGAAAAUGCUCUCGGACAGUAAGACGGAGUAUGAGGCUCUAGCUGCACAGCUGGAUGGUGCCAAGACUGAUUUGACCAAGAAGGUGAAUGAGAUCACCAACGCAGCGGCAAAGAAGGACCUUGUGGAGGCUGCAGAGGAGCAUGCGAAGAAGCUAUCCGAGCUAGCAAAACAAAUCAAGGAUGCUAUGAAGAAUGCAAGUGAACUUCCCAAGGUGCAGGAUGCAAAGGAUGCUAUUGAGGCCUAUAAGAACAUUACAAAAGCGAUUAAAGCUGCAGAGGCAGCAGCUAUGGAGGCCAAAGACGCUGCAGAUAAUGCCCUCAAUAUUGUAAACAAAGAGAAACUCACAGAUAAAGCCAAAGAACUAAAGGACAAGAGCAGUGCCCUAUUGAAAGAGGCCAAUGUUUCAGGACAAGAUCUCCAAGGUUUUGCAAAUGACCUCAAUGACUUGAAGAAUCGUCUGGCCAAAGCAAAAGAAAAGAAAAAUGAUCUCAAGGACCGCCUCUCUGAUGUUGAGAGACAAUUAAAUGACACCAGCAGAGAUGCCAUUGCGGAUAUGAUUGAGGAAGCCAAGAGGAAAGCAACUUCAGCCAAUAACACAGCUGCCAACACUAUGGACAAACUCAAUAAAAUUAGGGAGGAAAUCGACAAAAUCAAUGUGUCUCCUGUUAACGCCAAUCUUAGCAAAGACCUUAAUGAAGUGGAGAAGUCUGUGGAGGAUUUUCUGAAAACAAUUCCAUCACUGGACGACAAGAUCUCUGAGGUUGAAAACCUGACUUCCGGGUUUCCAGGCCUCAACAAUAUAUCUGAUAACAUAAUGAAGAUCAAAGAACUUAUUGAACAGGCCAGAGAUGCAGCUAACAAGAUUGCGGUCCCCAUGAAUUUUGCUGGGGAUGGUCACGUCGAGCUGCGCCCACCAAAGAAUCUAGAUGACCUGAAGGCCUAUACAACCCUGUCUUUGUCACUGCAGAGACCCAAGGGGAGAGGAGAUGGAAGCCGCAGGCGCAGACAAGCUGGAGACAAUACAGAUAUGUUUGUGUUGUACCUUGGCAACAGAGAUUCCUCAAAGAAUUACAUAGGUAUGGUGUUGAGGAGUAAUCGCUUGUAUGGCCUCUACAAACUGAAUGGACAGGAGUAUGAGCUGGAGUCUGGUUUCAUUUCCACCUCCGACCCUCAGCCGGCCACAUUUGAUAAAGUGGAUCUGCACAGAAUUUACCAAGAUGUGGAGCUAAAGCUUACCAAAGACAUAACCUCUGGGCCACCUGAUAAGGAGUAUAGCAGUCGUCAAACCAGGCAAGGAUGGGAGAACAAGAACCUCCUGAAAUUCAGUCCUGAUGACGUUGUCUUCUACGUUGGAGGCUACCCAUCCAACUUCACUCCUCCUCCCUCUAUGAAGUUGCCAAAAUACACGGGCUGCAUCGAGUUCUCCACCUUUAACAGGAAGGCCAUGAGUCUCUACAAUUUCCAAAAUAAAGAAAGGAUCAAUGUCCAGACUCCCUGCAAGAGAACUGGAAGUCCAGUAGAUGCAGACUUUUAUGAAGGCACCGGAUAUGGCAGAGUGGACCUAAGCCAAACGCCAAGAAAUAUUGACAUAAGUUUCAAGUCUAGCGUGGAAAAUGCUUUACUCUUCUUCAUGGGAGAUGAGAAUAAUUACUUAAUGGUGACUGUGGAGAAGGGUUACAUUGUUCUUCAAAGUAAUGGGAUCCCAGCCCCAUCUAAAGGAUCAGAAAAAGUGUUCCCAGUUCAAGAUUUUGUGACUGUCAAGAUCAUUUUUAGGCCUGACAAAAUAAGUGUUGUUACUAGCGGCUCACCAAUUGGGGUCCCAUUCACUCAAAACGAUUUCAGCAACAUUAAAGAUUUCUAUACUGGUGGUGUAACACAAGAGAUCAGGAAAAGGUGGGGCAUCACCACUCUACCAUUCAAAGGAUGUGUGAAAGAUUUGAAGGUGAACAGCAAUUUUAAACCGGUUGAUGAACCAGUGGGAAUCAGCAAAGGCUGCUUACGAGAUUCACUGAGUUCUUUCAAAGCACAGUUUGACUUGGGGAGCUCCCUGAAGGCAGAUCUCCAAGAUUUCAGCUUGGAAAACAACGUAAUUGUGUCUCUUGGAUUCAAGAGCACAGAGACCCAGGGCAUUAUUUUGCAGAACAAAAAACUGGAAAACCAGUUAAACAUUGCUAUGGAAAAUGGCUAUGUGAUUCUGCACUUUGACACCAAGAAAUGGAAAUCAAACAAACAGUACAAUGAUGGAAACUGGCACUAUGUGACUGUCACCAAAAAAGACGGAAGUGUUGCACUGCAGAUUGAUGAUGUAGACUACGGUCAGGAAGAGAGUGGCACCAUAUCCAUACCUGACACAGCGGGCUCUAUUUUGCUCGGAAAAGAUAAUUUCAAAGGAUGCAUUUCCAACUUGUACACUCGAAGCCCAGUCGACGUGUUUAAGCCUGCAAACUUACAUGACUUUGAGGCUUCAGGUGAUGUCCAGAUAGAUGUGUGCACUGUCAGCAAUCCCUUUCAACUGAUAACAAACAACAAAAAGGAUAGCGUGAAGCAAAUAAUAAAUGAAAGCACUUCGGUCUGUGAAUUCCCAGCCACGCUUCAACAUGCUUAUCGCAUGGGAGGGCCUGCGAGCAGCCUAAGCUACAGCCUACCAUUACAGGUCUUACAACCCAAGCCUCACUUCUCUCUGGAUGUCAGGACUCGGUCUCCUGAAGGUCUGCUAUUCUUUGCAGCGACCAGAGGAGGGCAGUCUCAUCUGGCGUUGUACAUGUCUAAGGGCAGGAUCAGACUCUCUGUGGGAAAACAAAGGGAGAUAUUCAACAGAGAGAAGUACAAUGAUGGAAAGUGGCAUUCGGUCAUAUUCAGUUUGGAAAAGAAGAAGUUCCGGUUGGUUGUAGAUGGGAUCAAAGCUCAGGAUGGUCAGCUGACCAACUCUGAGUUGAAGUCCAUGCAGCAGUUUCUCCUACCUGCAUACCUGGGCAGUGCACCAGAAUCCCUUCAGAAAGAGUUAAAGUCAAAGGCUCUGCCGAAGCAAAGUGUGUCCGGCUGUGUGCGUAAUUUUAAGAUGAAUGGAGCACUGAUGUUAAACCCAUCAUCAAACUAUGGUGCAGGACCCUGCUUUGAAGGGCCGACACAAAAAGGGGCGUAUUUUGCAGGAAAUGGAGCACAUGUCGUAAUCAAUGACUCCUUUGUUUUUGGUUCUGACCUGGAGCUGCUGUUUAACAUACGUCCCCGCAGUCAGACUGGACUCCUGCUUCAUGUCGGUGAUUCCACUAGUCAUGUAAACACAGUGGGCCACUUUCUCAGCAUCUAUAUGCUCGGGGGAGAGGUGGUGGCGCACGUGAACAAUGGAAGAGGAGAGUACAUGACAUCAGUGAAGCCAAAAAUCUCUUUAUGCGAUGGAAUAUUUCAUAAAAUUUCAGUAAUCAAGAGAAAAAAUGUUGUACAACUAUCUGUGGACACAUUGGACAACUACAAGAUAGGUCCACCGUCUUCUACUUUCCCUUUGACCAAAGAUCCUCUUUAUGUCGGUGGCAUUCCUGAGACGCUGAUGCAGCAGAUGCUUCCUGUCACAUCCUCCUUUGUGGGAUGUAUCCAGGACAUGAAGGUCAACGACGUAUCAGUCUCCUUCCACAGGUCAUCAGGCGUGUUUGGCCCUGUCAACCUCAAAGAGUGUCCGGGCUGAGCAGUUAUGCUUGAACAAGCCUUGGGACCACGUCCUCUACCCACAAUGUGCAAUCGGUUAAAAGACAGAGAAUGUGCCUGUGUGUCAGAAUGUGUGGUGUGUGUGUCUGAAGGGAUGUGAGUGGGGGCUGUUUGCAGCAGCUUACAGGUUUAUCAUUUUAGCUGCUCUAUAUUUAUUCUGUGAUAAAAUCAUAUUCUUGGACAAUCUUCCUAACCGCAACACAACCAGAUGCAUGUCUCCAUUGAUUCUUUCUCAACAACCAAAUGCUACUGAACAGACUGGUGAUUAUUGAUCAGGGGAAUUCAUCAUCAAAAACCCAGCACUUUAAGAAAAUAAAUGUUGCCUUCUCAGAUGGUGCUGCAGUUGCAAUGAAAACUACUAGCUUUGUUGUCGAUUGUAGUUUUUUCUCUGUUGGACUCCAAUUUUUAUAAUAGAAUUAUUAUGUUUACACCUGCAGUGCUUAAGUCAUUGCUGUUUCAGGGGUCUCCAAGCUAUUAUCUAUUUAUUUCCACCUGCCUGCAUGUAGAGGUCUGCUUUGUGACUGGUUUAAAACACCUGCGAUCCUCACAUUUGAUCUAAGUUAUCUUCCCAUUUUGCAUUCCUUUUGCAUGAAAUUUAUGACGUUCUCUGUCGAUUUUUCACACCAUAAGAGAGCAUGGAUUUUAAUUUCUAUUUAUUCUAUUUUUUCUGAUAAGUAAUUUUUAAUUUAUGACAUUAACAUAGCUUUCACAACUGUGGUCAGUCAUGAAUUGGGACCAUUACAAAAGAGCUGCAAACAAUUUACAACAACUUAGUACAGAACUAAAUGUGUAUUAAAGAUGCUUAAAUUUCCCAACAGGUGUUUACUUUUCUGUUUUUACAUUCAUACCACAAUUGUUAUGAAAUGCGUUAUAAGAAUGCAUUAUAUACUUGGACGCAUUUGGACAUGCAUUCCUGCCUUGUGAUGACCGAUUUGUAAACCUGUUCCAUCAUUGUUUUUAUAGUUUCUUUGGCAAUAAAAGAUUAUUUGAUUUGUGUUUGAA